AUGGACAGCACUGUCAUUGGCGAAUUUUACACGUUCUUCGGUGCCAAAUACCGCGAGAAAAGUCCACGCGCGCGACGAGCGUUGUGGUUCAACUCCUGCGAAUGGAGAGAUAGGUUUUAUGGUUCACCACAAGAGAUUCGCCGAUCCGUGGUUGCGAAGAACCUAGUCUCGCCGUCAUUGGACCGUCUUAAUUCUAUACUCAACUUCGUCCGCAGUCAAAAGCACAAGUUCCUUCAGGCUUGUUACCAUCCCGGAAGAUUGCGACACGAACCACUAGAUGCCGAGUGGGUUUGCAUUGUCUUUACGAGAUGGGAGCCGAACCUGUGUGAAUACGCAACCCAUCUCUGGCCGGUCCAACUCCAGUUUCAACACCAGUGGAUGAUAGCCAUGCACUAA
Molecule: messenger RNA, 396 nt
Organism: Aspergillus lentulus
Lineage: Eukaryota; Fungi; Ascomycota; Eurotiomycetes; Eurotiales; Aspergillaceae
Source: RefSeq, a predicted model, not a curated record